Penicillium concentricum is the source of this 2718-nucleotide messenger RNA. RefSeq lists its product as uncharacterized. Lineage: Eukaryota; Fungi; Ascomycota; Eurotiomycetes; Eurotiales; Aspergillaceae. The record is from RefSeq and is a predicted model, not a curated record. The transcript has a single exon. The coding region runs from base 1 to 2718 and encodes 905 amino acids.
AUGGCAAACCGAGCUCUCCCGCAGACUCUCAAGUCUAUCACUGCCACGAAAAUCAGUGAACUCUCCAAGCAGCGCGCUCUGUUCGAUCUGCGAAAAACCGAGAUCCUUGCCGUUGCCAAUGCAGCCCCAGAUCUACGAACCCGUGCUCAGGCUUUGCUGGAUGGAAUCUCACGCAUGAAAGGGUACCCUAAGGAUACGCUCGACAAAAAUGACGUGGAUCUAGAUGCCGAUAUCUCGGAGGAGGAAUUGGAAGAGAAACUCACAUCACGGACGGUCGGUCGCUUGCAGCCAGAGGAUCAUAGGAAUAUGCGUCACUUUCUUCUACAGAGUCGCUACGACCCUUCCAUCUCACAGGCAGCUCUACAGGAUCGCGUCACUCAACUUGAAAAAGAGUUGCGGUAUCUUGAGAUAAAGCAUGAGCAUGGUGAGUUCUACAGCAAGUUGGUUACGGAAUGGCUUUCGGACUUAGAUGGAAGCAUUACUGCCACUGCAGAUAAAACUAAAUCCACCGAGUCCGACCCCAACCUUGAAAAGACUGGGCGAGCAGAAAUGCAUGAGCAACGCGCGACUUGGGAGUCCUUGAUUUUUACUCCUGCGACCCAUGUGAAUGAAGACACAAUCCGGUCAUACCUUAAUGAUCUUUUCACCAAGACCAAGCUUUCUGAGCAGGCACUCAAGGACCUCCGAGCAAGUAUCCAAUCGUUUGGAGCAGAACUAUCCUCAAAGGGUCGGUGGCUCGAUGUAGAUGAACUCCAGUGGGUCUCUCAGGCACUGCUUAAGGCCGACCUCCUUGGAGACGAAAAGUCUGCAAUUCUGAAAGAGUGCAUGCGGAACAAUGAGGUUACCCAGGAGGUGGCAGAUGUGCUCAACAUGCGCAUUGCCUCGCUCGAAAGCUGGACCUGGACCGGAGCCGCAGAUGGUAUCCCUGUUGAAAUGCGCCGUCAUCUCAACGGUAAAUACCGGGUUUUCAUGGACGAAGACCUUCUUGACGCUCUUCUGCUACAGUACCUCGGGACAACGUGGGCUGUGAAGCUGCGGGAAGUAUUUAAGACAUUCCUAUACUCCAACGCCUGGAAGGUCCCUCAUGAGGAUAUCCCCGAAGACCAUAAGGAAAUGCGCAAGUACUUUCUUGGCCGAGAUGCGAACUCGCACUCUGGCAAGAUCAACGAAAUUCGAAAGGAGACAUACAUCGACAAAUAUUUCAUGAGCCAACUGCCCACUUCAACCGAUGAAGGUGCACGGCAGUAUGACGAGGAGAACCCCGGCCAAAAGAAUCCCCUGGAUACAAAGCACUCCCUGCUCCACCUCCUAAUCACAGAAUCAAUCAUCCAUAAACAUCAGCAUGGAGAGUUUACUGCAGUCCGCUCGGACUUUGAGUGGUUUGGCCCUUCAAUGCCCCAUGUCACUUUGCUCGCCGUGCUCAAGUUCUUUGGGGUUUCCGAUCGAUGGCUCCAAUUCUUUGUGUUGUUCCUGGAGGCUCCUCUCAAAUUUUCCCAAGAUGGACCUGAUGCCACUAUUCAAGUUCGCAAGCGUGGCCUUCCAAUAAGUCACACACUCGCUGAUUGCCUCGGAGAAUCCGUUCUCUUCUGUAUGGACUACGGAGUCAAUCAAGCUACAGAUGGCGGUUUCCUGUACCGGCUGCAUGAUGACUUCUGGUUCUGGGGCGCAGAAAACACUUGCGUCAAAGCAUGGCAGGCAAUGGAGCAGUUUACUCAGGUGAUGGGUCUGAAGUUGAACCAGGAGAAGACUGGAACUGUUCAAAUGGGCCUGAAGAAGACCAUGAAACAGUCAGCUCUUCCCACCGGUGAUAUCCGCUGGGGCUUCCUUGUUCUAGAUUCGGAGCAAGAACGAUUCAUAAUCGACCAGGCCCAGGUCGAUAAGCAUAUCGAGGAGCUUUUACUACAGCUCUCGUCCUGUAAAAGUGUGUUCACUUGGGUACAGGCAUGGAACACCUACUUCGGCCGUUUCUUUACGAAUAACUUUGCAACACCAGCUAUUUGCUUUGGUCGGGACCAUAUCGACAUGGCAAUUUCCACCAUGAGCCGCAUCGAGCGCACACUAUUCGACAAAACCUCAGACGAUAAAAGCCCAUCCGCUCAAAUUAGUGGCGUGACUGACUAUCUACGCACUGUGAUAGCAGAUAGAUUCGACAUGCACGAUCUCCCGGAUGGAUUCUUCUAUUACCCUGUUGAACUCGGCGGCUUGGAGCUCCUGAAUCCCUUCAUUAGACUUCUCGCUAUGCGUCACAACAUCAAGCAGACCCCCCGGAAGCUACUGCACAAGGCUUCACUGAAGGAUGAGAAAGAAUACGAGGCAGCCAAGGAGAAGUUCAAGAGAAACGGCGCUGAUGCUGGCAGCAGAUCUCGGAGCAAAUGGAGCACCGAAAACAAGCCAUUCAUGUCCCUGGAAGACUACACCCGGUAUCCAGAAACAUUUAGUGAUUCUCUUGUGGACGUGUACACGCAAUUGACCGAGGUGCCGAGCGAGACGAGCGUGGAGCAGAGUUUGGGCUUCGAAAGGGAGCAAGAUGCCCUGAGUCGGCAGUCCUCCGAAGGUCCUAUCACUUGGACAAUGACUCCCUACUGGUCCUGGGUGGCGGAGUUGUAUCGCCAGGAGAUGACUCGUACUUACGGUGGCCUGGCUGCGGUCAAUCGCGAGUUCAUGCCACUGGGUGUUGUGAAAACCCUCCGGGAGGGUAAAUUCAGAUGGCAGGGCUGA